Molecule: messenger RNA, 1041 nt
Organism: Penicillium pulvis
Lineage: Eukaryota; Fungi; Ascomycota; Eurotiomycetes; Eurotiales; Aspergillaceae
Exons: 1
Coding region: 1-1041 (346 amino acids)
Source: RefSeq, a predicted model, not a curated record
AUGGCUGCAUCCAUGGAUGCGCUGGGGGCCUUCACCCAUCUUCAGACCAACCUGCCCGCAUGGAUCACCCGUGUCUCCGAGCUGGCAGCCCACGCCUCUGCCAGACAUGCCGAAUACUCAGAAGCCUACCAAAAACACUCCAAAUCCAAAGCGCGCCGCCGCAAGAACAGCUCCGUAUGCUCUAUCCGCACCGAUAACCUCGUCCCGAUCGCACAGCAGAAAACCCCCGGCCCGGAAUCCGCCACAGUCAACACUUCAAUGUGCAAGGAGGAGAAGGUGCUGGCCCAACAGGCCGGACGCAAACGCGGCACCGACGAAGCGCCAUCGAUCGACUCGAACGAACGUUACGACUUUGUCAGCACCCGCCACAAUGUCAUUAUCGACUACGAUGGCCACACACAGAAAGUCCUCGAACAGAUUGUAAAGGAUAUCGGCAUCGCCAGGAACAACAUCCGCCGUGGCAAGAUGUCAAUGAUGCCUCCCCGCAUGGGAAUCCGCUCGAAUGCUCUCAGCAGGACUGCUGUUGGCGCAUCUCCCGAAUCAUCUAUCGCCUCUCUGGCCUGCGUCCGUAGCACACGAACCGCGACCGGCUUGGUAGGUGUGACCGGAACUUCGAACGGAAUUAGCAAAGACUCGCCUUUUGAUUUCUCCGACAAGCAGUUGGAGCUCGCGCACGGUCUCUGCGAAACAGCCGCCUUCCAGGUUCUCCGGUCCGGCGACUGUGGAACCGAACUUGAUGGUGUCGAGGAGAAGUUCAAGAUGUUACUGGAAAUGACCACCAAAGAGGUCGCCCGUCUGGAAGAAGAAAAAGAAGAAAAGAAGAAACGGGAGGAAGAAGCGCCCGAAGAGGAGAUAGAGGAACCCAUACCGCCACCUCAGACUUCAACUGCCGCUCGACUUGCUCGUAUAGCAGCCCUUUCAGCAAACAAGCCCUCGACUUCCGCAACGGGCACUAUCGAAGUCGACGACGAUUCCUCUUUAUCGGCAGAGUCCCUCGAACUCGACCUUUCUGCAUUCCGAUCCUCGAGAAUCCGAGUCUAG